UGCCAGGGCGACCUGAGGUUCCCGGCGGCCUAUGCGUCGGCGGUGGUUGGGUGGUAAGAUGGCGGCUGUGAGUCUGCGGCUCGGCGAUUUGGUGUGGGGGAAACUCGGCAGGUAUCCUCCUUGGCCAGGAAAGAUUGUUAAUCCGCCCAAGGACUUGAAGAAACCUCGUGGAAAGAAAUGCUUCUUUGUGAAGUUUUUUGGAACAGAGGAUCAAUUGGACCUGCUGGCUCUAUUGUGUCAAAUUUCAAACUUGAAGAUGAAUUGGUCACAAGGAAGUGCCUGGAUCAAAGUGGAACAGCUAAAGCCAUAUCAUGCGCAUAAGGAGGAAAUGAUAAAGAUUAACAAGGGAAAACGAUUCCAGCAAGCUGUGGAUGCAGUGGAAGAGUUCCUCAGAAGAGCCAAAGGGAAAGACCAGACAUCAUCCCACAAUUCUGCUGAUGACAAGAAUCGGCGUAAUUCCAGUGAGGAGAGAAGUAGGCCAAACUCAGGUGAUGAGAAGCGCAAGCUUAGCCUGUCUGAAGGGAAGGUGAAGAAGAACAUGGGAGAAGGAAAGAAGAGGGUGUCUUCAGGCUCUUCAGAGAGAGGCUCCAAGUCCCCUCUGAAAAGAGCCCAAGAGCAGAGUCCCCGGAAGCGGGGUCGGCCCCCAAAGGAUGAGAAGGAUCUCACCAUUCCUGAGUCCAGUACCGUGAAGGGGAUGAUGGCUGGACCCAUGGCUGCGUUUAAAUGGCAGCCGGCCGUGAGCGAGCCUGUUAAAGAUGCAGACCCCCAUUUCCAUCACUUCCUACUCAGCCAGACCGAGAAGCCAGCUGUCUGUUACCAGGCAAUCACAAAGAAGUUGAAAAUAUGUGAAGAGGAGACGGGGUCCACCUCCAUCCAGGCAGCAGACAGCACGGCCGUGAACGGCAGCAUCACACCCACAGACAAAAAGAUAGGAUUUUUGGGCCUCGGCCUCAUGGGAAGUGGCAUCGUCUCCAACUUGCUAAAAAUGGGUCACACGGUGACUGUCUGGAACCGGACUGCAGAAAAAUGUGAUUUGUUCAUCCAGGAGGGGGCCCGCCUAGGAAGAACCCCCGCUGAAGUUGUUUCUACUUGUGACAUCACCUUUGCCUGUGUGUCGGAUCCAAAGGCGGCCAAGGACCUGGUGCUGGGCCCCAGUGGCGUGCUGCAAGGGAUCCGCCCCGGGAAGUGCUACGUGGACAUGUCAACAGUGGAUGCUGACACAGUCACCGAGCUGGCCCAGGUGAUUGUGUCCAGGGGGGGCCGCUUUCUGGAAGCCCCGGUCUCAGGGAAUCAGCAGCUGUCUAAUGAUGGGAUGUUGGUGAUCUUAGCAGCCGGAGACAGGGGCUUAUAUGAGGACUGCAGCAGCUGCUUCCAGGCAAUGGGGAAGACCUCCUUCUUUCUAGGUGAGGUCGGCAACGCAGCCAAGAUGAUGCUGAUCGUGAACAUGGUCCAGGGGAGCUUCAUGGCUACCAUUGCUGAAGGGCUGACCCUGGCCCAAGUGACAGGCCAGUCUCAGCAGACACUCUUGGACAUCCUCAAUCAAGGGCAGUUGGCCAGCAUCUUCCUGGACCAGAAGUGCCAAAAUAUCCUGCAAGGAAACUUUAAGCCUGAUUUCUACCUGAAAUACAUUCAGAAAGAUCUCCGCUUAGCCAUCGCACUGGGCGAUGCCGUCAACCAUCCAACUCCUAUGGCAGCUGCAGCCAAUGAGGUGUACAAAAGAGCCAAGGCACUGGACCAGUCUGACAACGACAUGUCUGCCGUGUACCGGGCCUACAUACACUAAGCCCCCACCCCCCCAAUCUUCCCUCUGACCCCCUCUUCCUCACACGGGGUUGGGGUCCUGGGACUUCACUCUGGACCAGUCCACCUGUCUCCAUCUCCUUUUAUACAGACUUUGAGACUUGGCAUCAGCACAGUACACAGCAUUACUCCUCCCCUGGAGGUCCUGGGGAGGGGAGGGGUGUCAGCAGGAUUGGCCUAUGGGAAAGCUCUUGAGCUGGGCACUGGCCCUAGGGCCAGGUGGCUGUGUGUUCACACACACACACACACACACACACACGCGCACACACGCACGCACACAGGCUCUUGCCCCAGGAUAGAAGCUGCCCAGAAACUGCUGCCUGGCUUUUUUUUUCCUUCUUCUGAGCUUGUCUUAUUUCAGACCCCUUCUAGUGAAAGAACUAGAAUCAGCAGUGAGAGCUGGAAGCCUUCCCACUGCUCUCAGAGCAGAGGCUGUGGUCAGGUCCACAUCCCCCACUGGACCCCCUGCAGAGAGAGGCUCUGGGCCAAGGUGCACCAGCACAGACUAAACAGAGGGUCCCGCGGGCCCUCCAACUCAGGUGACCAGCUGAGGAGGAUUGUCAUGUUGAAGCUACCAGUGUGUAACCAACUCUCCAGAAAUGCCUUUGUGAAGUGAAAAGAGAUUGGCAAAGUCAAGUGAAGACAGACCUCUGGCUUUCCAGGGAGAGCAGCAAAUAGCCAGCCUAUAAGUGAGCUUCACAGAAGCCUGCUGUCCUCGCUGCUCUUCAGCACCUGUCCCAGAAGUCACCGUCACUGCGGAGCCCUGGGCUGGGAUCAGACUUCCUUACUCUGGUGUAGCGGGGGCUCACUCCUCACCAGGCUGUUUUAGUAUUUAGAUUUGCAUUCCUGCCCUUAGGAAGGGGCUCUGAGGGCCACCAACUGAGGAGUGGAGGGAAGGGGAUGGGCUCCCUCGGUUUCCGUUAUGCCCCACACUCAGCACGUAGUUCUGAAGAUCCACCCUGACCCGGUCCCCUCACAACGGCCCCACCUACUCCCACCUGUCCCUGCACAAGUCUUCCGCAUGCCGACCUCUCUCCCUUCUCUUCCCUUUCCCCUUUUCCGCCCAUGGAGACAGUAUUUCUUCCUGUCUGUCCCUUUGGCCCAGACCCAGCCUUGAACGAUGACCAUGUCUUAGGCUCAACUCUUGAAACAGGAAUGAGUGUCUUCAUCAGCAGCAUGGUCUUCAGUGCUUCCAGGGCCUGGGGGUCUGUCAGGAGGGAAGAGGAGAGCUGGGCCUGACCAAACCUGAACUAACUGACCCUCAGAUGGAUCCAAGACAUCCUCGAGGCCCUAGCAUUUCUCCUUGGAUAGGGGACCAGAGAGGGUUGAAAUGUGGCAUGAGAACAAGGAGAAGUCACCUAAAGGAUGUCAGUGUUGUCUCCCUCUGCAUGGGGUGCAUUUUCCAAAGUCAUACUUCGCAGGUCAGCAUUUAUAGUGAAUACAUAAUGAGGUGGCCACACUGGUGUGGGUCCCUCCUCACAACCUUGGCCCUUUUCCAACUGAUCAGAACCCCAGUUAAGGGAUCUCAGAAGACAUGGGGGGGGAGGGGCAAGGAAGAUGCCUGUGGGUUUUUAGCACAGUUGAUUUCACUGGGAUUUUGAAUUCUUUUCUGUCUGAACACAAAGCCUGUUAUAGUCCUAGCUGGACACUGGGGGGUGGGAGUGGGGGGAGAUGCUGUAAUGAAACUGGUUAGUCAAUGUUGUCUUAAUAUUGUUGACAGUUCUGUAAAGUUCCUUUUUAUGAAUAUUUCUGUUUAAGCUAUUUCACCUUUGUUUUGAAAUCCUUCCCUUUUAAGGAGAAAAUGUGACACUUGUGAAAAGCUUGUAAGAAAGCCCCUCUGCCACCCCUUUUUUUUUCCUUUAAACGACAAAUCUAGGUAAUUAAGGUUGUGAAUUUUUAUUUUUGCUUUGUUUUUAAUGAACAAUUGUCUUUCAGAAUAGGAUUGUGUGAUAAUGUUUAAAUGGCAAAAACAAAACAUGAUUUUGUGCAAUUAACAAAAAGCUACUGCAAGCAAAAUAAAACGUUUCUUGAUAACACAA
Hipposideros armiger (great roundleaf bat) is the source of this 3839-nucleotide messenger RNA. It is a transcript of the gene GLYR1, whose product is annotated as glyoxylate reductase 1 homolog. The transcript is spliced from 17 exons. The record is from RefSeq and is a predicted model, not a curated record. Gene Ontology annotation, molecular function: NAD binding; nucleosome binding; DNA binding. The coding region runs from base 32 to 1783 and encodes 583 amino acids. Gene Ontology annotation, biological process: transcription elongation-coupled chromatin remodeling. Gene Ontology annotation, cellular component: chromatin. Lineage: Eukaryota; Metazoa; Chordata; Mammalia; Chiroptera; Hipposideridae.